Molecule: messenger RNA, 746 nt
Organism: Trichosurus vulpecula (common brushtail)
Lineage: Eukaryota; Metazoa; Chordata; Mammalia; Diprotodontia; Phalangeridae
Gene: DDT
Product: D-dopachrome tautomerase
Exons: 3
Coding region: 281-637 (118 amino acids)
Molecular function (GO): phenylpyruvate tautomerase activity
Source: RefSeq, a predicted model, not a curated record
UGGCCUCCCGGCUCCCGGCCUCUGCAGCUCCAGUGGUUCCGGACUCACUGGCCCUGCUCGACUCCCAUCAGCCGAUCCCGGAGCUAGUGAUCGCCGCGCCGCCCUCUCCCGCCCUGCCCCUGGGGCCCCUGGCGGAGUGAGCCCCAUCCCUUCCCGCCGCGGCUGGGGACCAGCCGCCGGUCCUUCUGCCAGACAGUCCUUCCGCUGAGCCCCAGUCCAGACGCCCCGGGAAGGGCGCUCCCGGAGCCCCCACCGCGCAGUCCGAGCCCGUCCGGCCGCCAUGCCCUUCGUGGAACUGGACACCAGCCUGCCCGCCGCCCGGCUGCCCAGCGGCCUGAGCCAGCGCCUGUGCGCCGCGACCGCGGCCGUGCUGGGCAAGCCCCAGGACAGAGUGAAUGUGACUGUGAGGCCAGACCUCACCAUGAUCCUCAGCGGUUCGGGCGACCCCUGUGCCCAGCUCAUCAUCUCCUCCAUUGGUGUGGUUGGCACAGCGGAGGAGAACCGAGACCACAGCGCCAAGUUCUUUGAGUUCCUCACCAAGGAGCUGAGCCUGAGUGAGGACCGAAUUAACAUUCGGUUCUACCCCCUGGAGCCUUGGCAAAUUGGCAAGAAGGGCACAGUGAUGACGUUUCUGUGAGCAGCCCAGAGACGGUGCUGAUGGACCAGCGAGUCUCUGCCCGCCCCCGCAGAAGCCUAGGAUUCUCUUUAGGGCAAGCAGAAUAAAACGGAGCCCUGUGUUUGGUUGA